AAGAAAAAGAACAAGCAGAUUGCCACCCUUUCAUGUUUCACACGAUAACUGAUCAACCUCACCAGUGAAUUAGUGAUCACCACCACGCCACUCUGAUUCAGUCAGCUGUUAUCCUGCUCCACCAUGGCUAUCAUGCGCGGGAGGAGCCGGUUAACGUCGGGGGCGCCACCGCCGUCACCGAUCCCGACUGCCAAAGGAUCGCGCUCUGCAUCCAACGAAAACUUCACGCAAUUCCUCGACAAGUGCCUGCAAAUCCCCGACCUCGCAUGGCCACCUCAGCUUCACCCUCACUUCUCCGGCACACGCCAUUCCGUUCCCGCCGAAGUCGAUCUCCGAUCGCUCUCCAGCGACGCCAUCGCGCGGCUUCUCGUAUCGGCCAGAGAAUCCGGCGCGUUUCGGAUCACCAAUCACGGGAUUUCGGCCGAGGAGUUGGGAUCGGUGGUUCGGGAAGCCGAAUCGGUUUUCGGAAAUGACGGAAAUCUCACUCGACGUUUCGUUGAGCCCACUGGCAAUCGUGAGGAGAUUAAAUGGGUUCGUGAAUCGGGCCAAAAAGUGGCGGAGGACGAAAAAUAUCGGGUCUUUUGUAAAAGUAUGGAGAAGGUUGCAAGCAAAGUUGAAGCAAUUGCAGAUCAAGUGAGUGAAGUUUUGUUCGCAAAUCCAGAGAAGCAAGUUGAGAAGAAGAUGAGAAGUGAACUGGGAAAAGUUAGGCUAUACAGAUACAAUCAUCAAGAUCAUUCAAUGGAGCAAAACCCAAGUAGUAAUUAUUUGCAGAAUGAGAUCAUUAAUGGAAAUAAUUUGCGUGAGUGUGAGGAUCAUCAUGCUUUGUGCCUUCACCUUCCGCUUGAGCAUUCUCAGUUCAACAUCCGAUCAGAGGGAGAGGGAGGCUCUCUGUGUUUUGAUGCAGGGCCAGAGACUCUAGUUGUCACUGUUGGAAAUCAGCUUGAGGGGUUUAAAUGUGUUUCAGGGGAAAUGAUCUUUGUCCCAGACAUCAUUAGAAGCCAAGCCUCUUUUUCCAUACAAUUCAAAGUCCCACUGCUUUCGAAUUCGAGAAAAAAGUCUAACACAGUUUCAAUUACUGAUCAAAUUUUCAUUGCAGUCAUCCUCUGUUUACUAUACAUGAUUUUUGUGUUUGUAUAUACAUACAUUACAACAACAUAGACACCAUUGAAAAAAAAACACUAUUUUCUCUACUAUUUGGGUGAGAUUAAUUGAUUGGUUUUGAGGUUUUUUGUUUUUUAAGAAUCUUAUACGAGGAUACAAUGAUCAUGUACAGUAUGGGAUCCAUGGCUUGAAGGGUUUUGGUUUGUUCACACCACUGAAUUGUAUUGUAUGUGCAGAGUUCAAAGAUUUUGUGUCACCAGUUUGAUUCAUUUGUU
Messenger RNA from Prunus dulcis (almond), 1376 nucleotides. RefSeq lists its product as uncharacterized. Lineage: Eukaryota; Viridiplantae; Streptophyta; Magnoliopsida; Rosales; Rosaceae. The record is from RefSeq and is a predicted model, not a curated record. The coding region runs from base 124 to 1158 and encodes 344 amino acids. The transcript has 3 exons.